Messenger RNA from Bipolaris oryzae ATCC 44560, 510 nucleotides. RefSeq lists its product as uncharacterized. The transcript is spliced from 4 exons. Gene Ontology annotation, biological process: proton motive force-driven ATP synthesis. Lineage: Eukaryota; Fungi; Ascomycota; Dothideomycetes; Pleosporales; Pleosporaceae. The coding region runs from base 1 to 510 and encodes 169 amino acids. Gene Ontology annotation, molecular function: proton transmembrane transporter activity. The record is from RefSeq and is a predicted model, not a curated record.
AUGGCCGUCGGACGCAGCGCUGCCCUCAAGCUCGACUGGACCAAGCUCGCCACGCAGCUUGGUCUCAAGGGUCAAACCGCCGCCUCCCUCCAAGCCUUCAAGAAGCGAAACGACGAUGCGCGCCGCAAGAUCGCCGUCCUCUCGGAACAGUCGCAGACCGUUGACUUUGCCUACUACCGCAGCGUCCUCAAGAACCAGGCCGUCGUCGAUGACAUCGAGAAGCAGUUCAACGCAUUCAAGCCCCAGACGUACGAUGUAGGAAGGCAGAUCAAGGCCAUUGAGGCUUUCGAGGCCCAGGCCGUCCAGAGCGCAGAGCAGACCAAGUCCGUCGUCGACAAGGAGUUGAGCGAUCUCCAGAAGACCCUCAAGAACAUCGAGGAGGCCAGGCCAUUCUCUGACCUCACUGUUGAUGAGGUUGCCGCUGCCCAGCCCGAGAUUGACAAGCGCACCGAGCAGCUCGUCUCCAAGGGUCGCUGGGCCGAGAAGUUUGGCGAUCUGUCCGUUCUCUAA